This is a messenger RNA of Microcebus murinus (gray mouse lemur), 1110 nucleotides long. Lineage: Eukaryota; Metazoa; Chordata; Mammalia; Primates; Cheirogaleidae. The record is from RefSeq and is a predicted model, not a curated record.
CCGCCCGGCCAGCGGGCAGUGGCGCUUCUGGGGCAGCAGUCGGCCGGCUGCCGGGCGCGGGACGGCCCCGCCCCUCUCGGCCACCAAGUCGCUCUCACCGUGACUGGGCGCGGCGCGGCGCGAGGCGGGCGCUGCCGGUGAGUCCCACUUCCCGGUAGCCGCGCUCGGCCAGCGACUGGGCGGGGAGGUGGAGGAUGGCAGUGAGCUCACCGGCCAUUGCCCUCUGUCUUGCCAGCGCCAGCAGCCCUGUGGCGGCGCCCACGAUGGACCCGGAGCCAGUGGGCCGUGUGGAAGGAGGAGAAGUCUCAGCGUCGGGAGCUGCGGCCGCUGCGCCAUUCAGGGAACCGCCGCGGCAGAUGAGUAACGAGAGAGGCUUUGACAAUGUAGAACUGGGAAUCAUAGGAAAAAAGAAGAAAGUCCCAAGGAGAGUCAUCCACUUUGUUAGUGGUGAAACAAUGGAAGAAUACAGCACAGAUGAAGAUGAAGUCGAUGGCCUGGAGAAGAAAGAUGUUUUGCCAACUGUUGAUCCUACAAAACUUACCUGGGGUCCCUAUUUAUGGUUUUACAUGCUUCGGGCUGCCACAUCAACCCUCUCAGUGUGUGACUUUCUUGGAGAGAAGAUUGCAUCUGUUUUGGGCAUCAGCACCCCAAAAUACCAAUAUGCCAUUGAUGAAUAUUACCGGAUGAAGAAGGAGGAAGAAGAGGAAGAGGAAGAAAACAGGAUGUCUGAAGAAGCAGAAAGACGGUAUCAGCAGAAUAAACUACAGACUGAUUCCAUUGUUCAGACAGAUCAACCAGAAACAAUGAACGUGUGGCAAGACAGAACAACUGUUAAGCUAGAACCAGUCAAAGAAAAGCCAUCAUGAAGACCAUGGCCUUUGGGCUAUUUCGCUUACAUCAUGAUUUGUUUUCAAUUUGCAACUUCUUAGAACAUUUCUAGGUUUCAAAAUUAAACAGAGGGUAGGGGUCAACAAAAGGCACUGAAAAGCAUUUGAAAAACCAGCAAUUGAAAGCAGAGAUCAAGAAUGCAUACAGGAGUCAGAAGACCACUAAACAGGAUAAUGUAGCAGACUAGUGAAAUUCAAUAAAAGAGCAAACCAGUCCCUUAAA